This is a messenger RNA of Fukomys damarensis (Damara mole-rat), 2582 nucleotides long. RefSeq names its product SPT3 homolog, SAGA and STAGA complex component (gene Supt3h). Gene Ontology annotation, biological process: transcription by RNA polymerase II. Gene Ontology annotation, molecular function: protein heterodimerization activity; transcription coactivator activity. The coding region runs from base 122 to 1297 and encodes 391 amino acids. Lineage: Eukaryota; Metazoa; Chordata; Mammalia; Rodentia; Bathyergidae. The record is from RefSeq and is a predicted model, not a curated record. The transcript has 11 exons.
GGGGGAGGAGGCCCCUCACCAUGACCUCCGGGGAGCCCCUUUUAGGUUCUUUGCCCGCUGUUUGGGUUUGUAAAAUGGGCCCAGAAUAUGCCUGGUUCAAGACCGCGGUUCUGGUUACACGAUGCACAUUCGCCACGCCCCCUGCUUGAGAUUACUUUUUUUUUCCCUCCGGGUCCUGGGGAUUGAACCCAGGACCUUCGCACUGAAUUACAUCCCCCAGCCCUUUCUUAUUUUUAAAUUUUUAGGUAGAUCCUCGCCAAGUUGCCCUUUAGGGGCCAGAACUCGUGAUCCUCCUGCCUCAGACUUCCUGAGUGCUGGGUCUGUGGUCACAUCCCCCCCACACUUGAUGAAUAAUACUGCAGCUAGCCCAAUGUCUGCUGCCACUUCGAGUAGUGGAAGAAGUACAGGGAAGGCUAUCAGCUUUGCGGCCGAGUUACAAAGUAUGAUGUAUUCUUUAGGUGAUGCUAGGAGACCUCUUCAUGAAACAGUGGUUUUGGUAGAAGAUGUGGUACACACUCAAUUAAUUAAUCUGUUACAGCAAGCUGCAGAAGUUUCUCAGCUGCGGGGAGCAAGGGUAAUCUCUGCUGAAGAUCUUCUAUUUUUGAUGCGUAAAGAUAAGAAAAAGCUGAGAAGACUGCUGAAAUACAUGUUCAUGCGAGACUAUAAAUCAAAGAUUAUCAAAGGAAUAGAUGAGGAUGAACUUCUGGAAGAAAAGUUGAGUGGCAGCAAUGCAAACAAAAGACAAAAAAUUGAUCAGGACUUUCUCAGCUCUAUUGACCAAACAGGAGAACUUUUGGCAAUGUUUGAAGAUGAUGAGAUUGAUGAAGUUAAACAAGAAAGAAUGGAGAGAGCAGAAAGACAGACUCGAAUUAUGGAUUCAGCUCAAUAUUCAGAAUUCUGUGAAAGUCGACAAUUAAGUUUCUCCAAAAAAGCUUCCAAAUUUCGAGACUGGUUGGACUGCAGCAGCAUGGAGAUAAAACCCAAUGUUGCAGCUAUGGAAAUUUUAGCAUAUUUAGCAUAUGAAACAGUGGCUCAGUUAGUGGAUCUGGCUCUUCUUGUGAGGCAGGACAUGGUAACCAAAGCUGGAGACCCUUUCAGUCAUGCCAUUUCUGCAACCUUCAUCCAAUAUCACAGCUCUCCUGAGAGCACCGCGGCCUGUGGUGCGGAGCCUCACAGCGAUGCCAUCCAGCCCUGCCACAUCAGAGAGGCUAUCCGACGCCAUGGCCACAAGAUUGGCCCCCUUUCCCCGUUCACAAGUGCCUACCGCAGGAAUGGGAUGGCUUUUCUAGCCUGCUAAUGUGACUGUGUCUGCAACAACAGGAAAGGCAAUGUUAUACUGAGGUGAUUUCUUUCUCCCAUCCUGUACAAGAUAAAAGUUCACCUUCUUCACAUCCGAAGGAGCUUGCAGAUUUUGUGACUCUUGCUCUUUUCCAGCCCCCUAGGUAUUUAGUAAUUGUUUACUAGAUGGGCCAUUUAGCUAAUUAAUGGUAGGAUGUUUGGGACAGUGUGUAGGUGGACAAGAAUGCAGAUCACAGGAUUUUUGAAGUCUUAACUUGGCAUGGAUUUGCUUCCCUCAGCUCACAUAGCUUAAAAGUAGCCCCCCCUUUCAGUGUUUAGUCUGGCGUUUUGAUACAUUUUAUAAUCCAGCUUCAGGAUAAAGGAGACAAAAUUAAAAGGACAGUCUUCUCCCACUGUAUUGUCUCACCAAUUUUACUUCCCUAACACUUGACUAGUUGUCCCUAAAAUAAAUGCAGACAUAUUUAUUUUAUAAACGUCGACUAAUUAAAGAUCUAACUAACCUCAUGAACUGCCAGUCCUUGCUCUUCUUCCCAUCAUCCCACUUAAAUGUAGUGUCCCUCGCAUGCCUUUUUCCUAACUUCCUGCCAAUCAUGUGUUCUUCCUCACAUAAGACUCCUUUCUCCAUCUUCACUCCCUGCUUUUCCCCGGACCCACCUUCCAACUCAUUCCACACCCUUCAGCAGCAGUCAUAAUUCAGAGGGGGAAGAGGGAUUUGCCCUCUCCUGUCCCUUCAGCAGCCAGCCCCCCAGUUCUGGAAGCACUUGAUGGGAGCAGCUGUACUCUCUCUGGCAUCUAUCCUCUCUCUAGCAAAUGAGAAAUUAUAACUCCUGGGAACAAACUAAAAUACAGCAGGUAUCAUUGUACAGUUCCUAAUUAAACAUGAAUUUCAAAGAAGGGAGUUAUUUAAUUCUUUGGGAGUUUUAAUAUAAUUUAAUUUUUAUCAUGGUUUUUGCACCAAAAAACCCUUUAUAAAGAAUUCAAAAAAACUGAAAUGAGAAAAGCAUGAACGUUUUCUUGUGACCAAAUUAUUCAGAGUCAAAAGGACUGUGUGAUGUUAUCCACUUAAAUUUGUUAAACUGUCAGUUUACCUCUUCUACAUUGAAGCUUCUGUGAGAAAGAAAAAAAAUCUGCAUGUCAUAAACAAAAAAAUAUAGAUAAUGGACACUCAAGUUAAAACCAGCCUGACAUGUGAACUUGGAUUAUGACCAGAAUUCUACGACCAAAGUCUUGAGUUACGACCAGGCCCAAUGCCAGCCACUUGUGCUUCCAGAUGGUCUCAGAUA